GUGGCUUUUGGUCAAUAUCUAAGCGGCUCCCAGGUGCAGCGGCAGCGGCUAUGAGGCAGAAGCACUACCUUGAGGCUGCGGCGCGGAAACUUCAAGACAGCUGCCCAGGCCAGGCCCGUUAUCUUCUGUGGACCUACAGUUCGUCACACGAUGACAAAAGCACUUUUGAAGAGACAUGUCCAUAUUGUUUCCAGUUGCUGGUUCUGGAUAACUCUAGAGUGCGCCUCAAACCUAAAUCCAAAUUGACACCUAAAAUACAGAAACUUCUUAAUCGAGCAGAAAGUAAUUAUACACUCAGUUUUAAAGAAGCAAAAAUUGUGAAAAAAUAUCAAGAUUCCAAAAGUGUGCUGAUGAUUACUUGUAAAACGUGCAACAAGACAGUUAAACAUCAUGGUAAAAGUAGAAGCUUUCUGUCAGCAUUACAGAAUAAUUCUGCCAUUCCUACAAGUAAAUUUAGCCUGAAGACACCAGAAAGGAAGACUCGAAAUCCUGCAAACCUAAAUCCUGAUGUGUUUGGUUCCAAAGGCAAGAGCCCAGCGAUUUUCAGAACACCGACAUCUGGACAGUCAACACCCAUUUACUCCUCAAAGAGUGCUAGCAAAACAAAGAAACACUUCUCUCAACUAAAAAUGUUGCUAAGUCAGAAUGAAUCCCAGAAGAAUCCAAAAAUGGACUUUAGACACUUCUUAUCAUCUCUGUAAAGGAUGGACAAUGAAAAUAAGUAGUGUUUCAUGUGAUUUCUAAAACUGAAGUUAGAAAAACGGCUUUUUAUUUAUUCUUUACAUGUUUUUCUUUGGCAUCCUUCAGUGUUUAUGUACUAAUGUAUGGUUUAAGCCUCUAAAAGUAUCGCAUUUAACUUGUAUUUCCAUAAGUAAAAUGAAAUUUUCUUGCUUACACUAAUAGAACUCUAAAAAGAUGCUAAGUUUAAAAAAACAGCUGAAUUUUCCUGAUACGUCUGACUAUAAGUUAAUGCUCUCUGCAUGAGUUUCACUUAAUUCAAACAUUUCAGGUUUUUCCAUGGAAUUCAAAUGAAAUUCUGAAAAUCAAUUUACAUCCCACUUUAGUCAGCAAGCUACUUAUCAGAAAGGCAAAAUCCAUUUUUUAUGUCAUCCAGUUAGAAAUAAAGCCACAUGGUCUUCAGCAAUUAAAAUAGCAGUCAGACUAUAGGCAGAUAAGUCAGGCCCCACACUGCAUUUGUUUCCUCCUUCACUCUACUGCCCUCUGACGAAUUGCAACAGAUGUGCUAAGACAGGAAAGGAAACAAGAAAAUAAGGAGAGAUUUGCUAUUAUAUAAAGUGGGGUUCAUGACAAAUGAAAAUAAUUUGCCUUUUCAGAAAAGAACAAAUCCUUUUACUCUUUAAAUCCUUUACUCUCUGAAGAAAUCUUUAUGAGGAAAAGUACUAGAUGUUUGUCUAGAACAGUGGUGUAUAAAACAAAGCUGGGGCAUGAAUAUGCAUCAAAAUUACCUAGAGAGUUGAUAAAAGAUACAUCAUUGACCUUAAAUUUCCAUAUUCAGUACGUCUGGAGCCCAAGAAUGUGCGCCUCUGAGAAGUCCCCAGCUGAAGUUACUAUUGCUGGGCUUUCCUUUCUCUCAGUGAGGAGAUGGUUAUUUUUCAUGGGAACCUGUACUUUAUUAUAUUCUUACUGGACUUGAUUUAACUAUUUAAAAUUGUGAAGCAAGUCAUAGAUUUUAUCUAGAACACAGGUUAUCAAACCCAAUGGAACCAGCAUC
Condylura cristata (star-nosed mole) is the source of this 1732-nucleotide messenger RNA. RefSeq names its product chromosome unknown open reading frame, human C18orf21 (gene RMP24). NCBI's taxonomy places the organism in Eukaryota, Metazoa, Chordata, Mammalia, Eulipotyphla, Talpidae. The transcript has 5 exons. The record is from RefSeq and is a predicted model, not a curated record. Bases 51 to 701 code for a protein of 216 amino acids.